AUGGCGACCUCACAACCCAGAUUAACAGCAGCAAUUCUGAUCAUCUCAGAAACAGCUUCCAAAGACCCAUCAACAGAUAAAUGCAUCCCCGCGCUAUCACAAGUCUUUUCCGACCUCGGAUCCUCCAAUUGGACCAUCUCAACCACAACAAUUGUCCCAGACUCCAUCCCUGCAAUUCAAGACGCCAUUCUCAAGUCUUGCAAUGAGGAAAUCAAUCUGAUUAUCACCUCUGGCGGCACUGGUUUUGCAGUCAAAGAUGUAACNCCCGAAGCAGUGACGCCGUUACUGGAAAAGCAAGCGCCGGGGUUAGUGCACGGAAUGCUUGCUAGUAGUCUACAGGUAACGCCAUUCGCGGUCAUGAGCAGACCUGUAGCGGGGGUUAGAGGAAAGAGUUUGAUUAUCACGUUGCCGGGGAGUCCCAAGGGUGCGAAGGAGAAUUUGGAGGCGGUGUUUAAGUUACUCAGUCAUGCUUGUUUGCAAGCUAGUGGGGGUGAUUCGAGACAGAUGCAUCAGGGUGGUGUUAAGAAGUUGGAGAAGGAGGCGGGGGUGGGUGGUGCUGAGAAGGUUGGUGGACAUGGACAUAGUCAUGGACAUCACAGUCAUGGAUGUGGACGCGACCAUGGACAUGGAGGUCAUCAUGGUCCUAAGGCUCAUACCACACCCGACGAUCGACCCCAGCAAUCCAACGAUCCUUCUCAAGGACCAAGCAGGAGAUACAGACACUCGCCAUACCCUAUGCUCUCUGUCGCCGAUGCUCUACAGCAGAUUGACCUUCACACACCUUCACCCACCGUUAUCACGCUCCCAGUCAAUGAGUCCCUGGUUGGCCAUGUCCUGGCUCAAGAUGUGACAGCACCAGAAUCAGUACCUGCUUUCCGCGCCAGCAUCGUAGAUGGCUACGCCGUCAUCGCUGGCCCAAAUGCUCCCGGCACCAAAGGCACUUUCCCUGUUGCCAUGAUCUCUCACGCUCAAGCUGGAGAACAUCAAGAACUCCAACCAGGUCAAAUUGCUCGAAUCACUACCGGUGCUCCUCUCCCUCCCGGCGCCACUAGUGUCGUGAUGGUCGAAGACACAAUCCUCGUCUCCAAAACUGAUGACGGCACAGAAGAAAAGGAAGUCGAGAUCUUGACUUCUGAAAUUGAAGUCGGAGAAAACGUCAGAGAAGUAGGUUCAGACGUUCAAUCUGGCGAGAUCAUUAUGCANAAAGGCGAAGGUAUCUCUGCUAUUGGCGGAGAGUUUGGAUUACUGGCUUCUGUGGGUGUCAAGCAGGUCUCUGUGUACAAGAAACCCGUCAUUGGCGUUUUGAGCACUGGAGACGAGAUUGUGAAUCACGAUCGCGAGGGAGAACUCAAGCGAGGAGAAGUCAGAGAUACCAAUCGUCCUACUCUACUUACCGCUAUUCGUGGCUCGGGCUUCGAAGCCAUAGACUUGGGAGCUCUAGAACAAUCCCUCCGCGACGCGACCCGCAAAGUCGAUGUCAUCAUCACUUCUGGCGGUGUCAGUAUGGGCGAACUCGAUCUCCUCAAACCAACCCUCGAACGCCAACUCGGCGGCUCCAUCCACUUCGGCCGCGUCGCCAUGAAACCAGGUAAACCCACGACCUUCGCCACUGUCCCCGUAAAAGCCAACGACGGCUCUCGAAUCAACAAAGUCGUCUUUUCGCUACCUGGAAACCCUGCUUCGUGCGUGGUCACCUACCACCUCUUCGUUUUGCCAGCACUGCACAAAAUAGCUGGUGUGGAGCCUAGGGGUUGUGCUAGAGUCAAGGUACAAGUAGAUGCUGAAGUCAAGCUAGACAAGCAAAGAGAUGAGUUCCACCGUGCGGUAGUCAAAGCUGGGAAUGAUGGCUUGUUGCACGCUGUUUCCACAGGCGGACAACGGAGUUCAAGGAUUGGAAGUUUCAAAGGUGCAAAUGCUUUGUUGUGUUUACCUGCUGGCGAGGGAAUCAUCAACAAGGGCGAAAUGGUCGAAGCGUUGUUGAUGGGAAAGCUGGUUGGUGAGGUUUGA
Molecule: messenger RNA, 2007 nt
Organism: Aureobasidium musti
Lineage: Eukaryota; Fungi; Ascomycota; Dothideomycetes; Dothideales; Saccotheciaceae
Source: the annotation of a GenBank genome assembly